AUGAGUAACAAUAGGAUACCGCUGCAUCGUCACCGACGAAGAUCCGAUCAGAUCUCACCCACCUCUCCUUCCUUCGCAAGACGAUUCCAAGACCGAGACCGACCGAACAGGCACAGCGAUGUCCUUAGCCCUGGUGAAGGCGCUUCUGCCACCGAUGAUUCAGACAGCCCGACCAUCAACCUCCACCUCGCCUCGGCUUAUUCCGAUGGCUAUCAUUCCCAGUCCGUUGGCUCUCCCGGUGCACGGCCGCCUGUGAUCGAGCAGCAGUCCUAUCCAAGAGCAUUGGAAGAUGGUGGAAGGCCGAGAUACCGACUCUCCAGUGAUGAUACCCGUCCUGCCACAAGCGAUGUUGUUGAAGCAAAGCAUACCAUUUCCAACUCAAGGCUUGCUCCGAAUCCCCCAGAAGUCUCGUCCAGGCCCUCUCCCGUGACCUCCCAAUCUUCGUUUGGCGAUUAUCGAGAAGGACGUUCUUUUGAGCUUCUAGCAAAGCCCGCAGACAAUGCAUCAUCUCCGAACUUGCGAAACUAUAGCUUCUCCACCCAACUGUCUGAUCGCACUAGUGAUGAUCCAACCCACCUCAAGAACACCACUGGAAAGAAAAGCAGAUUGAAUCUCUUGAAUCCUAUGAGUUUGCUGGCACGUCGGCGUUCGUCUCAGAAUCAGAAGCUCGAGGACGUCAAUCUGACUAUCAAGACUCUCUCGGUUCCGGCCAUGCCUGACAACUUCGACCCUAGCAUUCGGGGUAAGGUGGUCCAUGAUUUCUCCGCGCCGCGAUCUCGAAGACAGUAUUCCCAGAACGACAUUGGCUUGAUCGAUUCACCAGCUCUACGCUCCGGGGCCGGCUCAGAUCCCGGUCGCCCAAACGACCUCCCCAGUGGCAGACUCGCCCCGUUGACUAGUACCCCAACUCACACCCAUAGUCCCAUGUUCAAAGAGCAUUUCCAAGAUGAUCGUCCAGCUUUGCAGCCUGAUCGGACUGGCUAUCUGCAUAAUAUAUCUGCCUUUAACAUUGCCCACGAAGUUCAAGAUCCAGCCAACGUUCCACCCUUCGCCAAAAAGCUGCCGAUGGCGCUGCCGCAGUCGGAUUUAGGUUUGAAAUACUCGCCCCAAGAUAAGGAGAAAUUCCCUUCCAUACCUCAAGCGGAACCAUCACCACCGCCUCCGACGCCUCCUCCCAAACGGACACCUUCACCAAAGUUCGACCCGCCACCUCCAGCAGCGCUUCCUAAACACAUGACAAGCACGUCUUCUCGUUUUAGCUUUCAAAUCGGCGGAUCGGGAUCAUCGGCGCAGGAGAAGUUGUUGGAAGAAAAGCACAAACAACACGCAGCACUUCAGAAAUCCACGGGCAAAGAUAUUGAAGAAGAGGACGAUGAGUAUGCCAAUUAUGAUUUCGAUGCAGACGAUGGACUGGAGGAGGAAAUCCCGAGCUUCAAUGCUGAUCUAUAUGGCGAAGAUGAUGGUUUUGACUCUGAUGUCGUCCUAAGUAAUGCCCUGGUGGCAAAAUAUGGCCCGGUGGAUGAUGAUGGUUUCGAGUCUGGCAUUCACCCAGGCGAUCCCCUUGCGCCCAAAUACACGCUGGAGGAUGACGGUUUUGGUUCCAAUCAUGCCACCAGCAACACCCUGGUCCCGAAGUAUGCGCCGGUUGAUGACAGCGGACCUGAUACUAACAUCUCUGACACUCGCUUUAAUGCACUUGCACCCAAGUAUCCACCCCCAAGCGCACCAUUGCCAGAGGUACCUGUAAUCAAGACUACGACCUUGCACCGACAGUCAUUGCAAGGCUUCCACUUCACACCGCAAUCUAUGACCUUCAGUCCCACCAGCCCCAAUAACGGCUCACAACCCACACCUCGAGAUCAUGAGGGAUUUGCCAUAGGAAUCGCAGAUUCGAGAGACUUUUCGCACAGCGUGCAUCCUAAUGACGAUCACAAGGAUGAAGAGCUUGAUAUUAACAAGCUCUCCAUGAUUGGAGGCCUGGGCAUUAGUGCGGGCGAGGUGGUUCGUGGGAGGCGGCGUUCGCAACAAGUCUCUCGGCCACAUGCGCAGGUGUUCGACGACGAUGACCUCUACUUUGACGAUGGCGAAUUUGGAGAUCUCGAUGUUCCCCCAACCGACACUGUGUUUGACGAGCAGAUCUUUGAUGAUGAUGGAACGGGCAAGAUCCGUGACAUCCCUGCAGAGAAUGCUCGCAGAUUCGAGGCUGUUAAAGCGAGCGGUGCGCUGGAUGGGCAGACUCGGCCCACGAAUCAAGAGAGUAAUUCCACACAAGGCUUUCCUGACGAGCAGAAGCGUUACCGGGGCGAUUCUGAAUCCGAAGGCUUUGCCAAGCCGCGCCAGGUGAGCCAAUCUAGCUUUGGGCACGGCUCGGUUGCAGGGCUUACGGAGACGAAUCUUGCGGCUUAUCAUGAUGCGCUUGCCUUUGCGGCGAAUCAAGCAGCGGCGAAUGGCCGAUUCGAUCGAAAAGUCAGCUUUAGCCAAACGUCCGAUGACACCUGUCCGUCCUACGGAAAUAGUCACCACGGGAUCAUCUCGGACGAUAGUCGUUUUGGGUUUAAUUACCAUUCGGCCAUUGCUGAGGACGAUGGGUUCCCCUUUGAGGAUGACCUUGAGGAUGACCCUAUGAUCGCAGAGGCCAAUGCAGAAGCGCUGGAGAACGACGAAGAUGGAUUCUACGGACAAGAAUUCGGGUUCUACGCACACUCGCAUGCAAAGGGCAAUUCUGAGCUCAUCAAUGGUGGAUACUUUGCAGAGCGAGGAUCCCACGGAGUCAAAAGAAGCCACAGCGGCAAAGCGAACUUUCAGGAGCCCAGUCUAACACCGAUCACGGAGCGCAGUGAAUGGAGCACACGGAACUCCGUGGUAUCCUUGCAGAUGCCAGGAGGGAUCCCAGUAUCAGCACAAUCUAUACCCAGUCCCGGGAUUGCUCAACUGCUUGAGCUUGACUCCCCGGGAUACGAUGAUGACAUGACUUUUACUGCGUUGAUGAGGUUACGGGGAAGAGCCUUCGGCGGCAGCUCAUCAAGUCUCAACAGUGCUGGAGGCUCACAUGCUGUGACUUCCCCUCUGGCGCAUGUAUCACAUCACGCGUUUUCGCACUCUGACUUCAAUUCAGCGAGAAUGUCGUCAACGAUGCAUGGCCAACACUCACCCGCUGCAGGUAUUCCGGAGUCUGAGGAGGAGGAAGAGGAAGCAGAUCGACCCACUUUGACGCAGAAUACCCCCCGGAAGAAGUCAACGGCGCCAAACUCGUACACUUCUCGAGAAGAGAUGCCGUCGUCGCCAGCUGCCACCAGUGACCGACGAAAAGGACACCACAGCCGGACCAGCAGUGGAGCGGACAGCGUUAGCUAUCAGCGAGAUAUUGAUGGAAGAUGGGUGCUUGAGAGGAGACGCACAGACGAGGAGGGGGGGGAUGAGCUCAUCGACCGUGAGUAUCUAGCAGGAGACAGGAUUUGA
This is a messenger RNA of Exophiala aquamarina CBS 119918, 3459 nucleotides long. RefSeq lists its product as uncharacterized. Bases 1 to 3459 code for a protein of 1152 amino acids. Lineage: Eukaryota; Fungi; Ascomycota; Eurotiomycetes; Chaetothyriales; Herpotrichiellaceae. The record is from RefSeq and is a predicted model, not a curated record. The transcript has a single exon.